UUUUUGUUUAAGAAACACUCUUAACUUCCAAUGACAUAAGAGUUAUACUUUAAUCUCUGUCUAACGGCCUAACUCCUCUUUCCAUGAAUAAAUAGUAUAAAACAGAAGACUACAUUGUCAAAUCGUUUAAUGAGCAGCUACUUGUGGGAAAACAUUCAUCAGUUGAUUUUAAUUAGCCAUUUAAGCAGUUUAUGAACAUGAGUUAUUAGAGACAAAGUUUCAUUUUUCAUUUUACAAUUUGUUAAAAAAGUAUAACGGAUCUUGAUUUUACGUGCCCGGGCCUGGCAAAGAUAUGAAUAUAAAUGUCCAAAUACAGCUGCUGAUUAAAAUAUUAAUAUGUAUGGCAUUUGUAUAAACUUGAUAUUUAUCUUAUCACUGCCCCAAAAUUAUUGAUUUGUUAGUCAGUGGCCGAUCCAUGGGGGUUUUUGGGGGUCAAAUCUGAAAAUGAUAGUUCCGUAAUAAUAAAAGUUUGGAGAAAAAAGUAUUACAGGGGAAGUAACAAUGACAAUGUUUAAAUUUUUUUAUUUUACAAGAUUCAUCCACUGCACAUCUUCUUAUUUUCACUUUCACGUUGCUCAUAAGUACCAAUAAUAACAAGGAUUUCUUUAACUUAUUUAACCGUAAUUUUAACUCAAAUUGAGACGAAUUUCGAAAUAACAUCAAAAUUAAAAAUAUGUUGGAAAUACAUUUUUUACUGCAAAAGCCCCCGGAAAGGAAUACUGUAUCCGCCACUGUUAUUAGUGGUGAAAUAGAAAACCAAAAUGUCUGUAUUUGUUGGUAUAUAAAUAACCGAAUUAGACACAGCAGUUUAGUUGAUUCUACGCCGUGAGUUCGAAUAGUUCAAAAUGAGUUUAGCUGGUAAAGUUGUUAUUGUAACCGGAGCAAGUUCCGGUAUCGGUGCCGUCACAGCUGAGGCCUUUGCCAAGCUGGGUUCCAAAGUAGUGAUCACAGCACGUGAUGAAGCAAAUUUGAAGUCUACUGAGAAAGCCUGUAAAGCAGCUAACAGCAAAGCGGAAGUACUACUCAUCACCGCUGAUGUAACAACAGACGCUGAGAAGAUUAUCAAAACAACAAUUGACAAGUUCGGAAAGUUGGAUGUGUUGGUGAAUAAUGCCGGUGUGGGUGAAACGGGUUCAAUCCUCGAUAUUGACGUCGAUCAAUUUGAUCGGGUUUUCAAUACAAAUUUGCGUGCUAUCUUCCUUCUAACUAAAUUCGCCGCACCACAUCUCAUAAAGACCCAAGGUAAUAUCGUGAAUGUAUCCAGUGUCGCAGGAAUGCGUUCAUUCCCUGGUCUUUCGGUCUAUGGCACGUCCAAAGCAGCACUUGAACAAUUCACCAGAUGCAUCGCUUUGGAUUUGGCACCGCAUAAAGUGCGUGUCAACGUUGUCAGUCCCGGCGUAACUGUUACAAAUAUACUUAUGCGCUUAGGCAUGUCGGCAGAAGACUAUGCUAAAUUUUUGGAGCAAGCGAAGUCUGUACAUGCAUUGGGUCGCGUCGGCCAACCUAAGGAAGUGGCCGAUGCCAUUAUUUUCUUUGCAAGUGACAAUUCGAGCUUUGUAACGGGCGCAACUCUGCCGAUCGAUGGUGGCAGACACGCUAUGUGCCCACGUUAAUAUUUCUUACAAAUGUAAUUUAUUAUGUUUCAAUAUAUACCCAUAUACCUACAUAUGAGAAUAAAAAAUGUUUUAAAA
Molecule: messenger RNA, 1691 nt
Organism: Bactrocera oleae (olive fruit fly)
Lineage: Eukaryota; Metazoa; Arthropoda; Insecta; Diptera; Tephritidae
Molecular function (GO): oxidoreductase activity
Source: RefSeq, a predicted model, not a curated record